AAGCAGGGGAGGGGGCGGAGAGAUGCAAAUCAUGAUGCCUUUUCCUGUUGUGCCAUUGGGCGGAGCUCCACACUGGCUUCCCCUAGAGAAGCAGCAACUCUUGGAGCAGUAGCCGGGCAGCAGGGGAAAUUCGGGUCUGGCUGCAGAUCUGGCAGGAGAGGAGCUUGAACAAAAGCUGUGCACAAAGCAUGUUUUAAAGUGGCUCAUUGGACACGGACCCCAUGCAAGGACGUCAUGCAGGAAGAUCCUGAGAAUGCUGCCAGGUUAGAUCCAGAUCCCCAAUUCUUCUCAGUUCACUCCCAAAGAGGCGGUGAGGCGCAAGAUUUUUCCACAGACCGUUCGGAGGAACUGGAUCAUCUGCGGGACGAUGAGAGCACUUCCAGGUGCUGUGCAGAGGAAGCCAUCUUUAAUCUCCAGCGGCAACGAGAGAUGUUCUGUGAAGACCAGUUAUUAGAGGCAGUGGGGAGUUCUGCUCCUUGCUGGGGAGGCUUGGAGGACCUCACUGGCCAAGAGAGACAGGCCAAGAAUGGCGAAGGCCUCUGCUGGAGGUCAGACUUUGUGAUUAGACGGAGAAUCCCUAAGAAACAAGACAAGCCUUACAAAUGCUCCGAGUGUGGGAAAAGUUUCAGUGUGAGUUCAGACAUUAUCCGCCAUCAGAGAAUCCACACUGGGGAGAAGCCAUACAAAUGCCUGACGUGCGGGAAAGGGUUCAACCAGAAUUCCCACCUAGUCGCUCAUCAGAGAACCCAUACAGGGGAGAAGCCAUAUAAAUGCUGGGAGUGCGGGAAAAGCUUUAGCCUGAGUUCAGAUUUUACCAGGCACCAAAGAAUCCACACAGGGGCGAAACCGUAUAAGUGCUCAGAGUGUGGGAAAGGUUUCAUUCAGAAAUCACACUACAUUACACAUACAAGAAACCAUACCGGGGAAAAUCCAUAUCAGUGCCCAGAGUGUGGUAGAGGUUUCACAUCCAGCACACUGCUCAUCAGACAUCAGAGAAUCCACACCGGGGAAAAGCCGUUCAAAUGCUCCUAUUGUGACAAAAGGUUCUGUGCCAGCUCAAACCUCGUCACACACAUGAGAACACAUACUGGAGAAAAGCCAUUCAAAUGCCUGGAGUGUGGGAAGAGCUUCAGUCAGAAAUCCACCCUGAUCGCGCAUGAGAGAACACACACGGGCGAGAAACCCUACAAAUGCUGGUGCAGUAAAAUGUUCAGCAAGAGCUCAGACCUUCUUGCCCACGAGAGAACCCACACGGGAGAGAAACCCUACAUUUGCCCCAGCUGUGGCAAAAACUUCCGGAUGAGUUCUCAUCUAAUCAGACACCAGCGGAUUCACACGGGAGAGAAACCGUACAAGUGUUCAGAGUGCGGGCGGAGCUUUAGUGCCAGUUCGCACCUUAUCAGACAUCAUAAAAUCCACACGGGGGAAAACUGAAGAACUACAAAACUGGAGGGUUGCAGAAAUCCUGCUCUUGACACAAGAGGUGAUGCAAUCUUGUACACUUCCUUGGAUGCUAAUUGCUUUAGAACCAGGGAGACGUCUAAUAAAUUUGUUUUGGAUGGCUUUCUUCUGGAA
This is a messenger RNA of Heteronotia binoei (common prickly gecko), 1575 nucleotides long. RefSeq names its product zinc finger protein 239-like. Gene Ontology annotation, biological process: regulation of transcription by RNA polymerase II. Gene Ontology annotation, cellular component: nucleus. Gene Ontology annotation, molecular function: DNA-binding transcription activator activity, RNA polymerase II-specific; RNA polymerase II cis-regulatory region sequence-specific DNA binding. The transcript is spliced from 3 exons. Lineage: Eukaryota; Metazoa; Chordata; Lepidosauria; Squamata; Gekkonidae. The record is from RefSeq and is a predicted model, not a curated record. The coding region runs from base 235 to 1434 and encodes 399 amino acids.